Molecule: messenger RNA, 1359 nt
Organism: Penicillium soppii
Lineage: Eukaryota; Fungi; Ascomycota; Eurotiomycetes; Eurotiales; Aspergillaceae
Exons: 1
Coding region: 1-1359 (452 amino acids)
Source: RefSeq, a predicted model, not a curated record
AUGAAAGAAAGGAAUUCAAGUACCACCCUUGAACUGGUUGAUCCGUCACUUUUCAUGCUCGCCUGCGGCCAGACUGCUGUUUUGACUCAAGGAGGCCAGGCCCGCAUGAGCGAAAAAUGCAUCUCAUUCCCGACGACUGACCUCAACGUCCACAUCCCAACCACCCCAGAACUCUAUCCUACAACCACAGGCUCAUCGCUUUGGUCGGACAAAUUUCAGUGGUUGCCAUGCGAGGUGAAGUUCUCCGAGGACGAGGGUAAAGAAUUGCGGAUUACAUCCUGCAUCAACAACCUACACCCAAAAUAUACUCAAGCCUACGCGUCAAUUGAAACGCUCAUCAGCUUGAGCCUAGAGCCCUGGAAUGAUGUUUUGAAGAAGGGAACAACAAGUCGAUACCCACUACGCAUUAAAACAUUCGGAUUCGAAGCUAUUGAGCCCGAUGAAAUAUGGGGCCCAUGUGAACCCUAUGUCUGGAAAAAUAAGCUUCCUGGCAGAAUCUGCACACAAGAGGCAUGGGAUGAUUAUUAUGUUAAGGCAAAAGAGUAUCUCACAUUGCCAAAAAUUGACCCGAAAUACCGUAUCCAGCACCAGGACCCGUGGGGUCCACAGGAUGAGCCAGAAGAUAUACUUGGCUCAAUUGCUCCUAGUAUGUACGAAUCAUGGGAAUCAGAGGACCUUUGGGAAAAACGAAUAGGAUGGAAGUGGGAAAGACUACAUACAUUCAAGUACCCAGAGGCCGGGGCUUCUUACUCUUACGAGGAUUGGAAGAGAGGUAAAACAGCCAAGCCGUUCAUCGACAGGAGCAAAGACCGCGGUGAUUCUCCGCAUGCCGAUAAUGUGUGCCAAUCGAUCUCGCUACAAGAUGAUUUCCGUGAGCAGGGACUUCAAAUUAUUGUUCGCGUAUCCACUAUCGAUCUUACGCCAGAAAACACGUCAUAUCAAGAAGAUGAUGAUUUCCACGUGGACGGUCUACUAAAUGAGCAUAUCGUCGGUGUGGCGAGAUACUACUACGACGUUGAAAAUUUCACCGAUGCACGUAUUUCCUUCCAACAAGAGGACGACCUUAACCCAUUUGAGUUCAGACUGGGUGUUGAUGCCAUGAACAAGAUAUUUGGACUCCCGCACUUCGAACUAGGGCAGCCUAAUCCACGAAAGCUUCAAACGCUUGGCUCGGUGAGAACAAACCAGGGUCGAUUCCUCGCCUGGUCCAAUAGCCUUCCUUACAAAACCAGGCCAUUCACACUAGAAGACAACAGUCGACCUGGUCACCAACGAUUCAUUUCCCUUUACCUGGUUGACCCUCAUUACCGCAUCUGCUCCACCCAGAAUGUACCCGCUCAGCAGCAUGAAGAGUGGUGA